AUGAGAUCCUCGAUCAUUGUAGAAGCACUCAUUAUCACCCAGUCAACAAAUGAUCUGCACUGGGCGCAGAACACUAUGGAAGCUUCUUUACUACUUCAUGCUUUUCCUGGCAAAUAUUUCCCUAUCACUGACCAAAGUGAAUCCGAUGUUUUGAAGAAUUUGUGGCUAUUCAUCGAUAAAGCGUUCGAUGACACAGCAAUUAACACCCGGAGUGGUGAAAUCGAGAGUUCAGCAUCAUCAAAUCGUCGCAACUUAGGUCUGCCUCGUGGUCACCGAAAGUUACAUGGACAUAGGGCUGACCUACUGCUAAAAUGCACGGCUGGGGAGUUGGGCGCUGCGAGGCUGGUCGACAAGACGAAGGAUACCAAGGCGCCAAAGAACGACGUGAAGCAGAGUUACAUAAAAGCUUAA
This is a messenger RNA of Lichtheimia ornata, 411 nucleotides long. RefSeq lists its product as uncharacterized. The record is from RefSeq and is a predicted model, not a curated record. Bases 1 to 411 code for a protein of 136 amino acids. NCBI's taxonomy places the organism in Eukaryota, Fungi, Mucoromycota, Mucoromycetes, Mucorales, Lichtheimiaceae. The transcript has 2 exons.